UUUUUCAUUCAUUUCUCAUUCAGUACUUCCUGUGAAAGGUAAACAAAUGGCGCUCCACACUUUAAACCAUAAAAUGAUUAAAAAUGUAAGCCGAAUACGGAUAUUUAAGAGUUUAAAAUGCCCGGACAGAAGAGAAAAUAUAAUGUUCGCUUUCCACCCGGACGCAUUAAGAAAAUAAUGCAAAAGGAUACAGAGGUUGGACGAAUCGCUACAGCUGUACCAGUAAUCAUAUCUAAAGCUUUAGAAAUGUUCCUCAGAUCUCUUCUCAGCAUGACCUGUAAAAUAACCCAAUCCAGAAACAGCAGAGUGAUGUCCAUCAAUCACAUGAAACAGUGCAUUCAUUCAGAGAGGUUGUUUGACUUCCUGAAGGAUUUGGCAGAUCAGGCCUCCACUGCGUCAACAUCAGAAUGCAAAACUAAGGGCAAAUGGCAGUCACUCGGGAAACGGUGGAAAAGUGUUUCUAUCAAAGCCAGGUCACCUGAGAGUGAGGAGCCCCCCCAAAAAGCCACCAAUGAUCUGGUCAUCAACAGUGAUUCAUCCAGUGAGUCUGAGCUGUUUAUCUGUUUGGAAACUCAUUCACCUUAACCGGGAUUCUGAUAAGUUUUGCAAGACGCAACAAUCUCACACUGAAAACUGCAGUAUUAUGUUUGAAGACCCAACAUUUUUUGGGGGGUAGCUAUUCUUAGCAUCUGACACAAAUAUUUAAUUUUUAAUUUGUGAAAUUGCUCUGUUGUGGUAUUAUAACGACCAUGAAAUGAAUUAUAUAUUUUUUGUUUUCAAGUUUUCCAGGGAGUUUUAAAUUCCCAAUAGGGAAGAAAAUCAUUUGUUUAUUAUAUAAUAGACAUUUUGUGAUAGUGAGCAGCUUCACAAUAUAUAUAUAUUUUUUUUUCAGUUGGAUUCAUAAUUAAAACUGUAGUUUGAACUGUCUAAUGUUUAUAAUCUAACAUGAUUCUCUAAGCUGUGACUUAUGUGAUAUAAUAUUUAUAGAUAAAGGUAAAUAUUUAUUUUCUUUUUCUAUCAUCUUUAAAUGCAAGUCACUGGUUUUGUUAACCAUUAAUUAUCCACAGUAGGUUGCAGGGUUCUUUAAGUGGCAUAUUGUAUGACAAGGUCAAUUGUAUUUUAUAGUGAAUAUUCUAUAAAGUAUAUUUUAAGAUGGCGAUAUUACACAAUAUUGUAUAAAUAUGCAUUUUCUACUCUUAUCCUAACUACUGUGAUAACAAAUGAGACAAGAUGUAAUAAAAAAAAAGUUUAAAA
This is a messenger RNA of Ctenopharyngodon idella (grass carp), 1254 nucleotides long. Its product is annotated as dr1-associated corepressor. The record is from RefSeq and is a predicted model, not a curated record. Gene Ontology annotation, molecular function: RNA polymerase II general transcription initiation factor activity; transcription coactivator activity; core promoter sequence-specific DNA binding. The coding region runs from base 118 to 585 and encodes 155 amino acids. Gene Ontology annotation, cellular component: negative cofactor 2 complex; nucleus. NCBI's taxonomy places the organism in Eukaryota, Metazoa, Chordata, Actinopteri, Cypriniformes, Xenocyprididae. Gene Ontology annotation, biological process: transcription by RNA polymerase II; positive regulation of transcription by RNA polymerase II; negative regulation of transcription by RNA polymerase II. The transcript is spliced from 7 exons.